GACAGACUGCGGGGCGCCUGGAAACCGGUCCGAGGGCGCGCGACGGAGAGGAGAGGGAGCGAGUUGAGGGAUUGACACAAAUGGUCAGGCGGCGGCGGCGGAGAAGGAGGCGGAGGCGCAGGGGGGAGCCGAGCCCGCUGGGCUGCGGAGAGUUGCGCGCUCUACGGGGCCGCGACCACUAGCGCGGCGCCGCCAGCCGGGAGUCACCGAGCCGAGGGCCAGGAAGGCGGGACACGACCCCGGCGCGCCCGAGCCACCCGGGUUCUCCCCGCCGCCCUCGCUUCAUGAAUCGCAAGUUUCCGCGCCGGCGGCGGCUGCGGUACGCAGAACAGGAGCCGGGGGAGCGGGCCGAACGAGGCUUGGGCUCGACGGAGGGCACCGGCGCAGUGGUCUCCCUGGCCGCAGGGGGAGCCGCCGCCGGCCGUGCCCCUGCCAGCCCCAGCGGAGCGGCGCCAAGAGACGAGCAGAGAAAGUAUGGCUGAGGAGGAGGCGCCUAAGAAGUCCCGGGCCGCCGGCGGCGGCGCGAGCUGGGAACUUUGUGCCGGGGCGCUCUCCACCCGGCUGGCGGAGGAGGGGAGCGGGGACGCCGGUGGCCACCGCCGCCCCCCAGCUGACCCCCGGCGGUUGGCGCGCCAGCUGCUGUUGCUGCUUUGGCUGCUGGAGGCUCCGCUGCUGCUGGGGGUCCGGGCGCAGGCGGCGGGCCAGGGGCCAGGCCAGGGGCCCGGGCCAGGGCAGCAACCGCCGCCGCCGCCGCCGCCGCCUCAGCAGCAGCAGAGCGGGCAGCAGUACAACGGCGAGCGGGGCAUCUCCAUCCCGGACCACGGCUAUUGCCAGCCCAUCUCCAUCCCGCUGUGCACGGACAUCGCGUACAACCAGACCAUCAUGCCCAAUCUGCUGGGCCACACGAACCAGGAGGAUGCGGGCCUCGAGGUGCACCAGUUCUACCCGCUGGUGAAAGUGCAGUGCUCCGCUGAGCUCAAGUUCUUCCUAUGUUCCAUGUACGCGCCCGUGUGCACUGUGCUGGAGCAGGCGCUGCCGCCCUGCCGCUCCCUGUGCGAGCGCGCGCGCCAGGGCUGCGAGGCGCUCAUGAACAAGUUCGGCUUCCAGUGGCCAGACACGCUCAAGUGCGAGAAGUUCCCGGUGCACGGCGCCGGCGAGCUGUGUGUGGGCCAGAACACGUCCGACAAGGGCACCCCGACGCCCUCGCUGCUUCCAGAAUUCUGGACCAGCAACCCCCAGCACGGCGGCGGAGGGCACCGUGGCGGCUUCCCGGGGGGCGCCGGCGCGUCGGAGCGAGGCAAGUUCUCCUGCCCGCGCGCCCUCAAGGUGCCCUCCUAUCUCAACUACCACUUCCUGGGGGAGAAGGACUGCGGCGCGCCCUGUGAACCGACCAAGGUGUACGGGCUCAUGUACUUUGGGCCCGAGGAGCUGCGCUUCUCGCGCACCUGGAUUGGCAUCUGGUCAGUGCUGUGCUGUGCCUCCACUCUCUUCACGGUGCUCACGUACCUGGUGGACAUGCGGCGCUUCAGCUACCCGGAGCGGCCCAUUAUCUUCCUGUCCGGCUGUUACACGGCCGUGGCCGUGGCCUACAUCGCCGGUUUCCUGCUGGAGGACCGGGUGGUGUGUAACGACAAAUUCGCCGAGGACGGGGCACGCACGGUGGCGCAGGGCACCAAGAAGGAGGGCUGCACCAUCCUCUUCAUGAUGCUCUACUUUUUCAGCAUGGCCAGCUCCAUCUGGUGGGUGAUCCUGUCGCUCACCUGGUUCCUGGCGGCUGGCAUGAAGUGGGGCCAUGAGGCCAUUGAGGCCAACUCACAGUAUUUUCACCUGGCCGCCUGGGCUGUGCCGGCCAUCAAGACCAUCACCAUCCUGGCGCUGGGCCAAGUGGACGGCGAUGUGCUGAGCGGAGUGUGCUUCGUGGGGCUCAACAACGUGGACGCGCUGCGUGGCUUCGUGCUGGCGCCCCUCUUCGUGUACCUGUUCAUCGGCACGUCCUUUCUGCUGGCCGGUUUUGUGUCGCUCUUCCGCAUCCGCACCAUCAUGAAGCACGAUGGCACCAAGACCGAGAAGCUGGAGAAGCUCAUGGUGCGCAUUGGCGUCUUCAGCGUGCUGUACACUGUGCCAGCCACCAUCGUCAUCGCCUGCUACUUCUACGAGCAGGCCUUCCGGGACCAGUGGGAACGCAGCUGGGUGGCCCAGAGCUGCAAAAGCUACGCUAUCCCCUGCCCUCACCUCCAGGCGGGCGGAGGCGCCCCACCGCACCCGCCCAUGAGCCCGGACUUCACGGUCUUCAUGAUCAAGUACCUUAUGACGCUGAUCGUGGGCAUCACGUCGGGUUUCUGGAUCUGGUCCGGCAAGACCCUUAACUCCUGGAGGAAGUUCUACACGAGGCUCACCAACAGCAAACAGGGGGAGACUACCGUCUGAGACUCGGAGCUCAGCCCAUGCCCAGGCCUCCGCCAGGGCGCAGCCACCCCUCAAAGCCAGCCCCGUGGAGUUCGUGCCAAGCCGGACAUCUCGAGGCUUCCUCACUAGACAGCUGUUUCGCAGGCUCCCUUGAAUAACUCAGCUCCUGCAAAAGCUUCCGUCCCUGAAGCAAAAGAACACAAGGGCCCGACUGCCAGAGGGAGGAUGGACAGAACUCUUGCCCUCACACUCUGGUACCAGGACUGUUCGCUUUUAUGAUUGUAAAUAGCCUGUGUAAGAUUUUUGUAAGUAUAUUUGUAUUUAAGUGACGACCGAUCACGCGUUUUUCUUUUUCAGAAGUUUUUAAUUAUUUAGGGUGGUUUAACCAUGUGAGGCUUUUCCUUCUUGCUCUUUUCGGAGUAUUGCAGAGGAGCUAAAACUGGAGUGCAACCGCCCAGCGCUCCCGGUCGUCCUCGCGUGCCCCUCCCGCCCUGCCGCGGGUGCUCGCCCGCUGGGCGCCAGCUCCAGGGCCAGUUCAGCACUGCGGGGUGCAACUAGGCUGCGCUGCCGGGGUCACUUCCCGCCUCCUCCUUCUGCCCCCUCCCUUCCUUUCCUGGCUCGAGGUAGGAUCUUACGGUACAGAACUCCACAAAGCUUCCAAAUCUGGAGGUGGGCCUGGGUACAUUCCAGUUCCUCCCUUGCUCAGCGGUGGAUUGCGAAGGCCCAGCCCUUUGACUUCCUGAAGCGGAUUUUUAACUGUCCAGAACUUUCCUCCAACUUCGUGGGGGCGCACGGGUGUGGGCGCUGAUAGUCUCAGCCUCCCUCCACGGUCACCUCCAACGCCCAGACACUCCCUACUCCCACCUUAGUUGGUUACAGUGUGAGUGAGAUAACCAAUGCCAAACUUUUUGAAGUCUGAUUUUUGAGGGGUGAGCUCAUUUCAUUCUCUAGCGUCUAAAACCUAGUGUGGGUUUGGCCAGCGUCACGGAAAGAUGUGGUUACUGAGAUUUGGGAAGAAGCAUGACGCUUUGUGAGGGUUGGAAGAAACUGAAGAUAGGGGUUGUAAAAUGUUAAUUCUAAUUGCAUACGGAUGCCUGGCAACCUGCCUUUAGGAAUGGGACAGCCUGCGCCUAGAUUUUUACCGGUCGGUCCGUAAAGUGGAAAUGUUGAGGUCACCUGGAAAGCUUUGUUAAGGAGUUGACGAUCUUUGCUUUCCUUAACAAGACAGCAAAACGUAAACAGAAAUUGAAAACUUGAAGGAGAUUUCAGUGUCAUGGACUUCCUCAAAAUGAAGUGCUGUUUUAUUAUUUUUAAUCAAAUAACGAGGCAUAUAUCAGAAACUUUAAAAUGUAAAAGUUGUACACUUUCAACAUUUUAUUACGAUUAUUAUUCAGCAACACAUUCUGAGGGAGGAACAAUCCACAGCACCAGUAAUAACCUGGUAAGAUUUCAGGAGGUAAAGAAGGUGGAAUAAUUGAUGGGGAAGUAGCGCCUGAAAUAAAAUAUGGGCAUGCAUGCUAAAGGGAAAAUGUGUGCAGGUGUACUGCAUUAAAUCCUGUGUGCUCCUCUUUUGGAUUUACAGAAAUAUGUCAAAUGUAAAUCUUUCAAAGCCAUUUAAAAAUACUCACUUUAGUUCUCUGUGAAAAAGAGGAGAAAAGCAGUCCUCUGACUGUAUUGUUUAAAACUUUAAGAAUUUAUCAAAAUGCCGGUACUUAGGACCUAAAUUUAUCUAUGUCUGUCAUACCCAAAAAUGAUAUUGGUCUUUGAAUUUGGUAUACAUUUAUUCUGUUCACUAUCACAAAAUCAUCUAUAUUUAUAGAGGAAUAGAAGUUUAUAUAUAUAUAAUACCAUAUUUUUAAUUUCGCAAAUAAAAAAUUCAAAGUUUUGUACAAAAUUAUGGUUUUUGUGCCUGAAAAUAAUAGAGCUUGAACUGUCUGAACUAUUUUACAUUUUAUAGUGUCUCAUAGCCAAUCCCACAGUAUAAAAAUGCAGGAAUUCAAUGAAAAAAGUCUACCCUUAAGCCCUCAGAUUAGUCUUUCCAAAGAAUUACUCUAUUUGCAUUGUUAUGAUUGACAUUUGUGAAGUCCCAAGAAAAGACCUGUUUUCAUGACAGUAGAAAAUAGAAGUUUGCACAUUAUUUCUUUACUCAGAGAAUUAAAAGAGAAUUCUAAUUUUAAUAUUAAAGCUUUCUUUUCUUUCAAGGGAUAAAUUUACAUGACUUUUUAUAUUAUGGAGGUUUAUUUUUAAAUCAUCACCUUUCUCAUAAUUUUUGAGAUAUUGUUUUACUUCUUCCAUAAUCUUGGAUAUUACAGAACCAUAAAUAGGCAAUCAAUAAGUGGUUAACUGGCUACAUGUUCAUAAACAUUUUAAACAGCAAUUGGGUUUAUAAGGCUGUUUUUUUGUUUGCUUCUGAAGACCCCUUUUUAAAAUUGUUCAAGGAACCUUUUCCAGAUAAAUUAUCUAGUUGAUCUACUCUUAGUCAGAAUUUAUGUAUGUGUAUAUAUGUGUAUAUAUAGAUAAGUAUACACAUAAGUAUAUCUGCAUUAAUUUUAUAAAAUAGAGAUGUAAAGUUUACUUGUACAUUUCAUAAUAUGGAAAUACAGUUUUGAGAAAUGGAAAUGCUAGAUGGAAAACCUCAAAUACCUUUACGGGUUAAAAAUAUCUUUAUUAAUUUUCCCAUGAAAACAUUUUGUGAUAAAAUAACAAGGGACCAAAAUGAAGAUCAUUGAUACAAUAGAGUUACUUUCCUGAUUAUAAUGCAAUUGUCUUAUAAGUUAUCAUUCAUUUUAAGGCAAAUGAAAAAAAGUUAAAUCUUACUAAAAAUGUAGGAUCUGAUUUUAAGUUGCAAGAUGCAAUUUUGUGUUCCUUUUUUCUUUGUUACAUUAACAUAAUAUAGUAGAUAUCUGAGAAGAUUUUAUUGUGUAGACACACACAAAAAAAAUAGUAAUUCUCAGGCCAAAUUCACACAUACCUCCUCACUACGUAGUUCAAUUAGAUAAUUUCUGGAAAAACAUGUUUUUGACAUUAUUAAUUACUAUCCAAAAAUAUAUUUUAAAUCAGUCUUAUUGUAGGUUUCCUUAACAUGAUAUAACUAUAAAUUUGAUGCAGAAAGGUUUUACAUGCUAUGGCUAAAUAGCUUUAGAAGGCAUUUUUAAGUCACUCCCAGCCUUUGUUUUUAGAAAACAAUUUUAUUUUAAAUGAUGUAGCAUAUAGAAAACCAGUGUAUUCUUUUGUUUCUUUUAAUGCUGGUGGCAAAAUAGGACUUGUCUGGAAAACCAUAAGGCUACUUGGGAUAUUGUCCCAUUAGCAUGCUGUUUCCAUGACAAACCCUAUUUUCAGAUGGUUUGAUUUGCCUAUUUUUUUAAAAAACCAGCUAUAAAUGGAGUCCAUUUCCCCCCUCACAGUGUACUUAAUUUAGCUUUUGGAGUAAAUAUAUAAGUAGUAUGAAAGACUUCUGAAGCUCUUUUUUCUAAAAAAGUGUUUUUCACUUAAAAUUUGUGAGGACAGAGAGUCAUAUUUUUUAUUUCAGAGUCAGCCAGUGUCAAACAGGCAAAAGAGCCAGUCUGGAUUUUUCAGCUUGUCCUAUGGUAGUCAUUUGUCAGCCUGAGUUUACUGGCCUGGUCCUUUUGUAUUUAGUGUAAGUACUGAAGCCUUCUGAUAUAGUUGUAUCACUCUUAAUGUCCAGCAUUUAAGUAGGAAAGGAGACUAUAGUGAAGAGUUGGUGGCCAAUUAAGAAAAACAAUAGACUAUAUCACAAAUCAUUUCAGGACUUGGGUGGUGGCAGAUCACUUUCCCUAAUAGCAUGUUUCAACCUUGGUAUUAUAAAUUUUUUUUUAAGAUGCCAUAUUUACUGUGUGUGUGUUUGUGUUCAAUUUCAGCUACUCUUUUAUUGCUUUCUAAUCUAUUGGCUGUUGGCCACAACUUAUAUAAUUAAUGCACAUACAAUUAAUUGAAACCAGUGUCAUGGCAUGGAAUAUCCCUGAUACAUUUCUUAUUAUAAUAGUCUAUGUAACUGGGCUCUGAGAGAUUAGAAACAAAAUGGAGUCAUAUGUAUGUCUAGAGGUGGACACUGGUGAUAUAGUCAUUGAAUACUUUGCAGAAUACACUAAUGUCAAAGGCUUGCAGGAUUAAUGUAUACAAACCAAAAUAAGACAUGGAAUAUACACAAGAAUUCUCUAGUUACAUGACUAAAAAGGAAUUGCAAUACUAUCUUAAAUUCAAGGCUUUUAUUUCAGUGUCCUUACAUUUGAAGUGGGAUCUUAUAAGGGAAGUACCAAACAAAGUAAAGUUUAUUUUGAUAACUCCCAAGAUAUAUAUCUAUGUUUUGAAUGUUGGCAGAUGCCAAUAGCUCUUAAAAUUUGAAAAACGGUACUUGAACAUCAAUUAUGUCUCAGAGUGCCCUUAAACUUUAGGAGCUUACAUAUUUUUAUUCACCUUGGUCAUACCUUUGACAAUGGACAUGUUAAACUUUAACAAUUAUGGUGACAAAGCAGCUUGCUUAGAACUCGGCAAUUAAAACACAAUCUCUAGA
Molecule: messenger RNA, 6937 nt
Organism: Sapajus apella (tufted capuchin)
Lineage: Eukaryota; Metazoa; Chordata; Mammalia; Primates; Cebidae
Gene: FZD1
Product: frizzled class receptor 1
Exons: 1
Coding region: 475-2427 (650 amino acids)
Biological process (GO): canonical Wnt signaling pathway; non-canonical Wnt signaling pathway
Cellular component (GO): plasma membrane
Molecular function (GO): Wnt receptor activity; Wnt-protein binding
Source: RefSeq, a predicted model, not a curated record